AUGGCGCCGGUGGGCGGGGGCGGGCGCCCGGGUGGUGGGCCGGCCCGAGGGCGCCUCCUCCUGGCGGCGCUGGUGCUGCUGGUGCUGCUGUGGGCGCCGGGGGUCCGCGGCCAGGGCGGCCCCCAGCGGAGCGCGAUUCUGGGCAUGAGGCUGACGAGCUGCAGCAAAUCGUGUGAGAUAAACACGGAUGGCAUCAUCUCCGUGUCCGAGGGCAGCACGGUGAACCUGAGGCUGUACGGCCAGGGGCUGAACUCCUUCUCCAGCAACCUGAUCUCCUUCACUGAGGUGGACAACGCCGAGACCUUCCACAACUCCACCGAGUGCCCCGAGCUCACCAAGGACCUGGUCGUCCAGAAGCUGGUCAACGUGAGCCGCGGGGACACGUCGGGGACGCUGGUGGUGCUCACUAAGUUCCUCCGGAGGAGCGAGAGCGCGAAACUGUAUGCGCUGUGCACCCGGGCGGGCGUGGACAGGCCCUGGCAGAGGUGGACGGACAAGGAUUCUCUGCUCCUCAUGGUGGAGGAGGCUGGGAGGCUCCUGCCCCUCUGGCUGCACGUCCUCGUCAUUAUGGUGCUGCUGGGGCUGUCGGGCAUAUUUUCUGGCCUCAACCUGGGGCUGAUGGCCCUGGACCCCAUGGAGCUGCGCAUCGUGCAGAACUGUGGCACUCAGAAGGAGCGGCGCUAUGCCCGCAAGAUCGAGCCCAUCCGUCGCAAGGGCAACUACUUGCUCUGCUCCCUGCUGCUGGGGAACGUGCUGGUCAACACCUCCCUCACCAUCCUUCUAGACAACCUCAUUGGGUCUGGCCUCGUGGCCGUGGCCUCCUCCACCAUCGGCAUCGUCAUCUUCGGGGAGAUCGUGCCUCAGGCCCUGUGCUCCCGACACGGGCUGGCUGUGGGUGCCAACACGAUCGUCCUCACCAAAUUCUUUAUGCUGAUCACCUUCCCCCUCAGUUACCCCAUCAGCAAGCUACUGGACUUCUUCCUGGGCCAGGAGAUCCGCACCGUUUACAAUCGGGAGAAGCUGAUGGAGAUGCUGAAGGUGACCGAGCCCUACAAUGACCUCGUGAAAGAGGAGCUGAACAUGAUCCAGGGGGCCCUGGAACUUCGGACCAAGACGGUGGAGGAUAUCAUGACCCAGCUGCAGGACUGCUUCAUGAUCCGCAGCGAUGCCAUCCUGGACUUUAACACCAUGUCGGAGAUUAUGGAGAGCGGCUACACCCGCAUCCCCGUGUUUGAAGACGAGCAGUCCAACAUCGUCGAUAUCCUCUACGUCAAGGACUUGGCCUUCGUGGAUCCCGAUGACUGCACCCCGCUCAAGACCAUCACCCGCUUCUACAACCACCCGGUGCACUUCGUCUUCCACGACACCAAGCUGGAUGCCAUGCUGGAGGAGUUCAAGAAGGGGAAGUCCCACCUGGCCAUUGUGCAGAAGGUGAACAACGAGGGCGAAGGUGACCCCUUCUACGAAGUGCUGGGCCUGGUCACCCUGGAGGACGUCAUUGAGGAGAUCAUUAAGUCCGAGAUCCUGGACGAGUCUGAUAUGUACACUGACAACCGAAGCCGGAAACGGGUCUCUGAGAAGAACAAGCGUGACUUCUCAGCCUUCAAAGAUGCUGACAAUGAACUCAAGGUGAAAAUUUCACCUCAGCUACUUCUGGCUGCUCAUCGCUUCUUGUCCACGGAGGUGCCGCAGUUCAGCCCCGCUCUGAUAUCGGAGAAGAUCCUCCUGCGGCUGCUCAAGUACCCGGACGUCAUCCAGGAGCUCAGGUUUGACGAGCGCAACAAGCGCUGCGUCCGCCAUUACCUGUACGCGCGCAACAAGCCGGCCGACUACUUCGUGCUCGUCCUGCAGGGGAAGGUGGAGGUGGAGGCCGGGAAGGAGAACAUGAAGUUUGAGACGGGCGCCUUCUCCUACUAUGGGACCAUGGCCCUGUCCUCAGCCCCUUCUGACCGCUCCCCAUCCCACCCCACGGCCCUCAGCCGCUCGGCCUCCCUCAGCUACCCAGACCGCUCAGAAACGGCAAGCACCGUGCCCUUGGCAGGCAGCAGCAACCAGUUUGGCAGCUCGAUCUUGGGCCAGUACAUCUCUGAUUUCAGCGUGCGGGCACUCAUGGACCUCCAGUACAUUAAGAUCACCCGGCAACAGUACCAGAACGGGCUGCUGGCCUCACGCAUGGAGAACUGCCCCCAGUUCCCCCUGGACGGGUGCGCCAUCUGCACCGAGAACUCAGCUGACAAGGCCGAGCCGCCGCCGGCGGACGAGACCACGAACCUGCUGAAUGAGCGCAACUCCUUGCUGCACCGGACGUCUCACGAGAGCGCCAUCUGA
Molecule: messenger RNA, 2328 nt
Organism: Rangifer tarandus platyrhynchus (Svalbard reindeer)
Lineage: Eukaryota; Metazoa; Chordata; Mammalia; Artiodactyla; Cervidae
Source: the annotation of a GenBank genome assembly